This is a messenger RNA of Oikopleura dioica, 363 nucleotides long. The record is from the annotation of a GenBank genome assembly. NCBI's taxonomy places the organism in Eukaryota, Metazoa, Chordata, Appendicularia, Copelata, Oikopleuridae.
AUGGCGGGAGACAACAACGACUCUUCUUUUCCGCUGCCCGGGAAUUCGAUGAGCGGUGGACAACUCGAUCAGCAACAAGUUCUGGCUCAAAUGGACAUGGAUGGAAUCCAACGCCAGGCCGAAGAGAUGGCGCAGUUGGAAGCGGAUAUCAUGGACGUCAACAUCAUCUUUAAAGAUUUGAACGAAAUGGUGAUGGAUCAAGGCACCACGCUAGAUACGAUCGAGGACAAUGUCGGAGCUGCCGUGAUGGACGUUCAGGAGGGAAACAAGAAGCUGGAAAAGGCGGUCGACUACGCGAGAAAAGCGAGAAACAAGAAGAUCUGUUUAAUCGUCACAAUUCUAGACACGCGUUUUCAAGGUUAA